Microthlaspi erraticum is the source of this 564-nucleotide messenger RNA. NCBI's taxonomy places the organism in Eukaryota, Viridiplantae, Streptophyta, Magnoliopsida, Brassicales, Brassicaceae. The record is from the annotation of a GenBank genome assembly.
AUGGAUGUUACAAUAGGAAGCAGACCAGCGCGUAGAAAAAGCUCUACUGGCAUAGGACAUCUUCGAGCUAUCCCUUGGGUUUUUGCUUGGACACAAACAAGGUUUGUUCUUCCAGCUUGGCUCGGUGUAGGAGCUGGUCUAAAAGGAGUCUCUGAGAAAGGCUAUGUGGAUGAUAUUCAACAGAUGUACAAAGAGUGGCCAUUUUUUCAGUCUACCAUUGAUCUUAUAGAGAUGGUCUUAGCUAAAGCAGACAUUCCCAUUACCAAGCACUACGACGAACAACUUGUCUCCGAGAGUAGAAGAGGACUUGGUGACAUGUUGAGGAAAGAGUUGAUGACUACUGAGAAGUAUGUUCUUGUGAUAACUGGACGUGAGAAACUCUUGGACAGCAAUAAGAGCUUAAAGAAACUCAUAGAGAGUAGACUUCCGUAUCUUAACGCAAUGAACAUGUUGCAAGUUGAGGUACUCAAGAGGCUAAGACGUGAUGAAGAUAACAAUAAGCUUAGGGAUGUAUUGCUCAUUACAAUCAAUGGUAUUGCUGCAGGAAUGAGAAAUACCGGUUAA